CGACAAUCAUGGCUGACGACGAAAAUUACUCAUUGAAAAUAGAAGCAAAGGAAGUCAUUAAAGAAAUAGCAUAUGCCGUAAAACACGUCUCAUUAUCAGCUAAAUUAGAAAGUACGAAUGAAAGAGUUUUCUUCAAUUUAGAGACCAAAGAAUGUGAACGAUAUUGCGUUGAACUGUCUCUAAAUGGCUUUAGGCUUGCUAGUCGUCAGUAUGACUCGAUAGAUGAUGGGAGUGGGGCAAGGUACUUCGAGACAAUUUAUGCCCUGCUGGACUCGAUCAGUCUCGGCUACAGGAACACAUUCGGUGACACCCUCAUACAGCGAUUGCAGGGCCUGGAGAAUCGGAAAUCGCCUUCCCUUGGAGAGGACUCCUGACAGAGAUGGUGUUCAGUGUUCUUGCUGCAUAAGUGUAUAAUGGAAGGCCAUCACAUCAUGUGUUAGACGAUAAUGACACCAUUGUUCAUAAAGAUUGAAGAGCUAAAUAAUGGCUGAUCAUAGUAUGUUAUGAGGACAUUAGUUACUAGCCACCAUCAGAAACAGUGAUAGUGUGUAAACAUUUUUCGUCACACGUAACUAGUUUUUAGAUUGAUAUUUAAUUAACCAAAUAUUGUGUUCAUAAUGUGUAUUCUUUGCUUGCUGUUUAAUUAUUUAACAGUUCAAUAUUAACUUCAUUAUUUGUAUAAAGUUUAUAUGAUUUAACUGCCUCAAAGAAAACUCUGUUUGCAUAAUGUUUAAAGAACAAGUGCCUUUUAAUAGUUUUGCAUUUAAUUUAUGAAGUGCACAUUAGGUUUCUGUUGUCAUCAAAAUGGGGUCUUGAAAAUGCAAAAUCUAAUUUUUUAUGCAUUUUUUUUUGCACCCCUUCAAGGUCAAUGUACAAGAUCAAAGAUUUGAGCGUCUGCCCCAUAACUGGAGAAGGGGCUCAACUGCUGAUGUUAGGUGCUGAAGAAUGAUUUCCAAAAAAUGAAGAAUUUCUAAAAUUCAAAAUAGCUUGGCUCAAAUGUCCAGCUAAUCAAAUCACCUUCAACAUUCAAGGUCACUCAUAGGGUUCAAACAUAAAAAAAAAUCAUACCCGCUCCAUAGCUCCUCAAUGGAUACAAGGAUUUGGACAAUCCUUGGCAAAUUGUUUAAGCAAAUUACACUUAAGUCAAGAUGACCAUACAUCUUAAUCAUGAAAGGACUUAAAAGUUAUUUAGUACAAAUAUUCAGGUGUGACAUUAUAAUAAACAAACACUUCUCUUAUACUCACCACAUUGAAGUCACUGUACAAAGUGGAGGAUUUCUGCAUUGCAUUUGUGCCUGCCUCCAUAUUUCCUACAUUCAUGGAAGGAUUUUUAUGAAUUUUGCCAGUGACUUGUUAAACAACUGUCAUAAUACCAUACAAAGGUACAUUAAACAUAUUCAUUUUUAUAAUCUAAUAUUAUUGAGGAAAUACCAUGUUUUGUGUAAAAUGAUUAUCAUGACUGCAGUAACAUUCAUUUUGUUUCUAUUUAAUAUUGCAAUGUUGCUCGAAGAUUACAUUUUUGCUUGUAUUUCAGGCAUUUACAAUUGUGCUAACUGCUGUGAUCUGUGUACUUGCUGUUUUUACAUGAUAGUAUAAUAAUUUUUUAAGUAUUUAUAUAUAUUUGUAGUUGUUAAAGUACCAUAUUUAAGACUUACAUUUUUCUGCAUUAUGAUUUUGCAUGCUAUGUGUACCUGCUGAAUUAGUUACACGUGUACGUAUAGUAAUUUUACAAUGUAAUAAAAUCUAAUAUUCA
Molecule: messenger RNA, 1753 nt
Organism: Mya arenaria
Lineage: Eukaryota; Metazoa; Mollusca; Bivalvia; Myida; Myidae
Product: GSK3-beta interaction protein-like
Exons: 3
Coding region: 9-374 (121 amino acids)
Biological process (GO): regulation of canonical Wnt signaling pathway
Cellular component (GO): cytoplasm
Molecular function (GO): protein kinase A binding; kinase regulator activity
Source: RefSeq, a predicted model, not a curated record